CCAACUGGCAUGCAUCGAUCUCGAUCCCGCGAACGCUCGGCCCGGCGGUCACGCUCGCGCUCGCCAGCACGCGGUCCUCCGCGCUCACCACGCAACAACGGCGGUGGCAGCCGCUAUGGCGGCGACCGCGGCCACAAUGACCGUGGCGGCUACGGAGGCGGCGACCGUGGCGGUGACCGGGGCGGCGACCGGGGCGGUGGCUACGGCGGUGGUGGUGGCGGCGGCUUCAACGGUGGACGUGACGGUGGUGGCGGCCGAGGUGGUCGCGGUGCCUUUCAAGGUGGUCGUGGCGGUCGCGGUCGCGGCGGCAACUUUUCGAUUCCAUCAGGGCCGCCGCCGGAGCCCGUCAAGUCGGAGCUCUUCCCGCCGCAAGUCAACACGCUGUACCCAUGCCGCCCGUCGUUUGGUACGGCGGGCAAGCGCAUUGUCGUGUGGGCCAACCACUUCCAAGUCGACUUGAAGCCGCAAGGCGACGUCUUCCACUACGACAUUGGCAUUGCACCGGAGGGCAAGCCACCCCAGAACGAGCCGCCGCCCAAAGACCUCUGCCUCAAGGUGCUUGCCGUGCUCACCGACGUGAUCAAGGCCGAGUUUCCGCAGUACGUGGUCGUGCAUGAUGGCCGGCGCAACUUGUACACGCCGUCCAAGUUGCCGUUUGAGUUGCAUCUCUUCAAGUGCGUGCUCACGAACGACGCGCGCCCCAAGGUGUUUGACGUGUACGUCAAGGAAGCCGACCCGUGCAGCGUGCGCAUGGAGCAGGUGUGGGACUUCUUCUCGGGCCAGCUCAACUACACGCCGUACGAGGCCAUCCAAGCGCUCGACAUUGCGCUGCGCUACUCGGCGACCUCGCGCUUUACGGCGGUCGGGCGCAACUUUUUCUCCCCGGACAAGUCGGCUCGUCUCGGUGAAGGCGCCGAAGUGUGGUUUGGCUACCACCAGUCGCUGCGCCCGACGCAGACCAAGUUGACGCUCAACAUUGACAUGGCGGCGUCCGCGUUCCUCGAGGCGGUCCCGGCGCUCGAUUACAUGAGCGAAGCGUGCGGUCUCCGCGGCGUCCCGAACCAGCUCAGUCCGCAGCAGCACCACGCGGUCGCCAAGGCCUUCAAGGGCGUCAAGGUGCGCGUCUUGCACCGCCCCAACAUCAAGCGCGCGUUCAAGAUUGUGGCCAUCUCGAAAGAGUCGGCGGCGCAUCGCUUCUUCAAGGACGCCGAGGGCAAGGACGUGUCGAUCGCCGAGUACUUUGCAAAGACGUACAAGCCGCUGCAGUUUCCGCACCUGCCGUGCUUCCAGGUCGGCUCCAAGACGAGCUCCAACUUUUUGCCGAUCGAAGUGUGCCACAUUGCCGAGAACCAGCGCAUGCCCCGCAAGGUCUCGGACACGCAAGUCGCGUCGAUGAUCCGGUACACGUGCACCCACCCCGAGGAGCGCCGGCGCAAGAUUGAGGAGAAGGUCAAGGAAGCCCACUUUGAAGCCGACACGUGCCUUGCUGCGUUUGGGGCGACCUUGAACCCCAAGAUGCUCGCGAUCGAAGCCCGCGUGCUGCCCGACCCCAAGCUGCGCUACGCCCGCGACGCGAUCGAGGUGCCGGCGGCCGGCGCCUGGAACAUGCGCAACAAGGGCUUCUUUGAAGGCAUGGCCAUCGAGUCGUUUGCCGUCCUCUCGCUCUGCCACGAGCGCGACUCGCGGUCGAUUGACGAUUUCUUCGGCGCCCUCGUGAGCCAGCUCGGGAUGCUCAACAUGCGCGGGCCGUCCAAGCCGCCGCCGGUCCUCUUGCGCCGCGGCGAGUCGGUCGAAAGCCUCUUUGGCCGCGCGAUCGACGCGGCCACGCAGGUCUAUGGUCUCCCGGCCCAAGUCGUCUUUAGCGUGCACCCAGAUACGUCGGUCAUGAACUAUGGCGACCUCAAGCGCGCGUCGGACGUGACGUUUGGCAUUCCGUCGCAGUGCCUCCUUCUCAAGCACGCGCAGCAAAAGAAGCCGCAGUACAUGGCCAACCUCUUGAUGAAGGUCAACGUCAAGCUCGGCGGGCGCAACGCGGUCUGCUCGGAGCCGCUCCCCAAGGUGGCCGAAGUGCCCACGAUCAUCUUGGGCUGCGACGUGAGCCACCCGGGCCCGGGCGACAAGAGCCGCCCGUCGAUCGCGUCGGUCGUGGCGACCAUGGAUGCGUACGCGUGCUACCACGCGGCCUCGGUGCGCAAGCAAGGCCAUCGCGUCGACAUCAUCGAGGACCUUGAAGGCAUGGUCAACGAGCUCCUCCGGCAGUUUUACGCCGAGACGCGCCUCAAGCCUUUGCGCAUCCUUGUCUACCGCGACGGCGUCAGCGAAGGCCAGUUCCAGCACGUCUUGACGCACGAGAUUGCCGCCAUUCGCCGCGCGACGGCCAAGCUCGAGGAGGGCUACAACCCGCAGGUGACGUUUGUCGUCGUCCAAAAGCGCCACCACACGCGGUUCUUCCCGACGUCGCAGGCCGACGCCGACCGCAGCGGCAACGUGAAGGCCGGCACAGUCGUCGACACGGGCGUGUGCCACCCGACCGAGUACGACUUCUAUCUCAUGAGCCACGCGGGCCUCCAAGGCACGAGCCGCCCGGCCCACUACCACGUGCUCUUGGACGAGAUUCAAUUUUCGCCGGACGAGCUCCAGAACCUCACGUACCAGCUGUGCUAUACGUUUGCCCGCUGCACGCGGUCCGUCUCGAUCGUACCCGCUGUCUACUACGCCAAGCUCGUCGGCGACCGCACGCGCCUCUUUCUGCAAGAGAGCAGCGACGGCGGCUCGACGAUCGACGGUACCUUUGUCGAGUCGACGGGUCGCAUCAUGGACGUGCACCGCAACCUCGGCCGCCUCAUGUACUAUGUCUAAUCUCUGUCGCUUGAGUUUACGAAGAAGUUUUGGUACCUUCCCUUGGAGUUUG
Saprolegnia diclina VS20 is the source of this 2911-nucleotide messenger RNA. RefSeq lists its product as hypothetical. The record is from RefSeq and is a predicted model, not a curated record. Gene Ontology annotation, molecular function: RNA binding; protein binding. The coding region runs from base 10 to 2859 and encodes 949 amino acids. Lineage: Eukaryota; Oomycota; Saprolegniomycetes; Saprolegniales; Saprolegniaceae. The transcript has a single exon.